AUGAUGAAAGACUUAAUGUCCCGGAAAUUUGAUUUCCAAGACUUGGCUACGGUGACACUUACUCAGACGUGCAGUGCAGUGGUAACUAGACCUGUUGCUGAAAAGCUCUCUGAUCCAGGGAGUUUUACUAUUCCAUGUACAAUUGGAAACUUUGCUUUUACGAAAGCACUCUGUGAUUUAGGGGCCAGCAUUAAUCUUAUGCCCCUGGUCAUUUACAAGAGGUUGGGCAUUGGGAGAGCUAGACUCACCUCUAUGUUGCUGCAGCUGGCUGACAGGACUGUGAAGCGUCCAUUUGGGAUCCUGGAUGAUGUACUUAUUCAGGUGGGGAAAUUCGUGUUCUCUGCAGAUUUUGUAAUAUUGGAUUGCAAGGUGGAUGAAGAAAUUCCUAUAAUCUUAGGAAGACCUUUCUUGGCCACAGGGAGAGCUCUUAUUGAUUGUGAGACCGGGGAGCUUAAGAUGAGGCUCAAUGACGAAGAGAUCAUAUUCAAUGUGCAGAAAUAUAUGAGGCACCCAAGUGAGUUCGCAAAUUGCUCUCUUAUUGAUGUCGUGGAUGUAAUCGUACAGUGUGAUGAUGAAGUGUUGACGAUUGAGGAUCCCCUCGCUGCAUGUUUGACGAAUUUGGAGGAAGUGAACGGUGAGGACUUGGCAGAAUGGGUGUUGGCAUUGGAAGGUCGAGGGUUUUGGGAUAGAGAACUAGAGUUCGAUCCUCUACACUUAGGAAAGAGAGAAACUCCUCCAGCUAAGCCAUCCAUUGAAGAACCACCGAAGCUGGAACUAAAGCCACUACCAACCCACCUCAGGUAUGAAUUUCUGGGACCCGACUCCACUCUACCUGUUAUUAUCUCAUCUGGUUUGUUAGAUGUACAGGUCCAACAGCUUCUACAGGUAUUGAAGGAGUGCAAAUCUGCCAUUGAGUGGACUAUGGCAGACAUCAAGGGGAUCAACCCCGCUUAA
Nicotiana tabacum (common tobacco) is the source of this 954-nucleotide messenger RNA. The record is from RefSeq and is a predicted model, not a curated record. Lineage: Eukaryota; Viridiplantae; Streptophyta; Magnoliopsida; Solanales; Solanaceae.